GCCCGGGGCUGGGGGCAGCCCUGAGCGCACAAAGACACUAGCCCGGCGAGCUCGGGUCAGGCCUCGAGGCCGCUGCCACCAACCAGUGCCGGAGAAACCCGCCCUCGAGCAGCGGCGAUGGCGACCCCUCCUCAGAGUCAGCCAACGCCGCGGCCAGGGGAGGGUUAAGCAAAGCAUUAAUCUUGUGGCUGUUCCAGCAGCCGCGGAGGGAUACGGAGCUGAAGCUUUGAACGUGGUGCUGCGGCUUCGCAAGCAAAAAAAUGUCUGCAUAGGGGAGUCCACAAGUUCCUUCCAGCGGGGGGCGGGGGUGGGCCGGCUCUGCCUCCCACUCAGCGGCCCGGCCGCUCGCGAGCGCGGCCCUGCUGGGUUCGGACGUCACCGCGGGGAAGGAGGACUUAAUUGAAGUGGAUGAAGAUGAAUCCUCAGCAGCAGCGGAUGGCCGCUAUAGGAACCGACAAGGAACUGAGUGACCUGCUGGAUUUCAGUGCGAUGUUUUCCCCACCUGUUAAUAGUGGGAAAACCAGACCAACUACAUUAGGAAGCAGUCAGUUCAGUGGAUCAGAUGCAGCUGUUUACUUUUAGGUAACUUAAGUGCCCUCUGAAUUGUCGUCAAAUACGGCUUCGUAGCUUGCAUUCCUGCGAGUGAAAAUUGGUACGUAUGUGACAGAAUGUGUCUUGUGCUGCAAGGAGGAAUCAGAGUUUGAACAUCUUUCAUGUAUGUGUCAUAGGCCGCCUCUGACUUUGGUUACUGAAGAACAUGCUGUUGCCAUAGCAAUGAAGGUCCUUUGACGGCAGAAUUCUUGGCAGAGCUGUUGCGUCUCCUGAAGUGCUUGGUAUGGAUGAACGAACAGGAGCUUCAUCUUGGGGAUCAAGUGGUCAACCAAGUCCCUCGUACGAGCCUUCAAGGGAAAAUGGCAGUCUCCAUGGAAAAAGCUCAGACAUCUCCACAGCCAUAGAAAAGUUGAAACCUCAAGAGGGUUUUGCAGACAGCCCUCAUUAUGGUGAUCACUUGAAUGACAGUCGAUUAGGGCCCCAUGAAGGAUUGUCCCCGACACCUUUCAUGAACUCAAAUCUGAUGGAUCCACCUAUCUGGACCAGUGGACUGUUACACUUCAGCAGUUCCAUGUGGCAUGCAGGCAAUCGCACUUUGGGAUUUUCAUGUCUCUGUUUGGUUUCCUUUUUUCCUUUACUGUUGUAGAUAAGCCCCAUGUCACAUUGCAGUGGAGAUGUUU
Molecule: messenger RNA, 1232 nt
Organism: Chelonoidis abingdonii (Abingdon island giant tortoise)
Lineage: Eukaryota; Metazoa; Chordata; Testudines; Testudinidae
Source: RefSeq, a predicted model, not a curated record